Messenger RNA from Abrus precatorius (Indian licorice), 702 nucleotides. Its product is annotated as transcription factor MYB8-like. Bases 1 to 702 code for a protein of 233 amino acids. NCBI's taxonomy places the organism in Eukaryota, Viridiplantae, Streptophyta, Magnoliopsida, Fabales, Fabaceae. The record is from RefSeq and is a predicted model, not a curated record. The transcript has 3 exons.
AUGGUAAGAGCUCCUUAUUUUGAUAAAAAUGGAAUAAAGAAAGGUGCAUGGAGUGAGGAAGAGGAUCAAAGGCUCCUAGCUUACAUUGAAAGAUAUGGCCAUCCUAAUUGGCGUCAACUCCCCAAGUUUGCAGGGUUGGCCAGAUGUGGAAAGAGUUGCAGGCUUCGUUGGAUGAAUUACCUGCGGCCAAAUCUUAAACGAGGAAACUAUACCCAGAAGGAAGAGCAAAUAAUCACGGAUUUGCAUAAAAAGCAUGGAAAUAAAUGGUCUCUGAUUGCUGAGAACUUACCAGGAAGAACAGACAACGAGAUAAAGAACUAUUGGCACAGCCACCUAAAGAAGUUCUUGAGGCGCAAUGAGAACACAACAUGUCAUGAGUUGAAAUCUGAGUAUAUAGAAUUUGAAGGCCCAAUCAGCGAAGGUGUUAGUGUUGAUUCCCACCACAUUUUGGAAAGUUCAGUGUCCAUGUCUUCGGAAACUUCCUACCCUGAAGACAACUCACCCUCCUUUUCCUCUAGUCAUAGGGAAUCAACCUUAAACUUGUCAAGGGAAGAAGAUAGUGUUGCUUCAUGGGAAACAUUGGAUGCAUUUAGUAGUAAUUUUUGGACUGAACCCUUUAUUUCAGAAAACGCAUUGGAUCAGAAUUACUUUCCCAUUUCCUGUUAUGGAGCAGAGAGAGAGGAGCCGUUUUUCUUAUGGUAA